Messenger RNA from Fundulus heteroclitus (mummichog), 1004 nucleotides. It is a transcript of the gene acap1, whose product is annotated as ArfGAP with coiled-coil, ankyrin repeat and PH domains 1. Lineage: Eukaryota; Metazoa; Chordata; Actinopteri; Cyprinodontiformes; Fundulidae. Gene Ontology annotation, molecular function: GTPase activator activity; protein binding. The record is from RefSeq and is a predicted model, not a curated record.
AGGAGAUAAGGAGUCGUGGAUUAGGUCGAAGUACGUCGAGAAGAAGUUCAUCCAGAAGCUGCCUGAGACGGGCAGAACCACCGUGCUGAGGCGCUCGAGCGCCAGGAGAACCCGGGCCACAACCCAGGAGCAUAAUGUUCCACGGCCGGCUCUCAAACCCAAGCCGAACCGGGCCACGCUGCCUCGGCUCACAGGACUCAGCCCCAGUGACAUCCUAAAGAACAACUCAAGCUCUCAUAAAGACUGGGAGGAAAAUGAUGAGGAGGAUCUCAGCGGCCUUCAUCCCGGGGCCUUGUUGUACCGCUCGGCAGCGCUGCAGAACUUUCCCGUCAUGGCCGACGCGCUGGCCCACGGGGCUGACGUCAACUGGGUCAACGUGGCCGAGGAGUCGAGCACGCCGCUGAUACAGGCCGUGUCGGUGAACGCUCUGGCAGCCUGUGAGUUCCUCCUGCAGAAUGGCGCCAACGUCAACCAGGCGGACAGCAACAAGAAAGGGCCGUUGCACCACGCCACCAUCCUGGGCCACACAGGGUUGGUGUGCCUGUUCCUAAAACGAGGAGCCGACUACAACGCCCGAGACAAGAACGGAAACGACCCGAUAGGCAUCGCCGUGGACAACGCCAACGCCGACAUCGUUACUCUGCUGAGGAUCGCCAAGAUGAACAAAGAGAUGCGGGAGAUGGACGGAGCGUUCGGCCAAUCAGGUGAUGAGACGUACCAGGACAUUUUCAGAGACUUUUCACACAUGGCCUCUAAUAACCCGGAGAAGCUGAGACGCCGCAGUGCUGACCCCAAAUCUUAAAAAACACCUCGCGCCCCAUUGUUCGGUCCAGCCCUCAACCCAAGCAAAUACGUGUGUGUUUUUUUUCUUCCCUUCUUCUUUUUACUCAAACGCAGAAAGGUUUGAGCCCUCAGGCAUGCAGACACGUCCAUUCUCUCUCUGGCUACCUUCCACAUGUUGAGCUCAGCUGGUGCCGUCCUCAGAGACGAGGAGGGGGGGGGGG